CGACAACAACACCGCGCGCACUUGCAAUGGACGCCUGCCGCCAAAUUGCACGGCUCCGCGAGGACUGGGUGCGGCAAUGCGAAGGACACCUGAGUGCCGUGAUGCGGACCCUGCCGAGGGCAAUGCCGAAAGACGAGCAAGACGAGUUCGCGAUGACCCAGUUCUUGUUUGCAGACAUACAAGUGUCUUGUACACCGUCACUCCCUCCAGACCUACACAACAUGCACCGCGUCGUGCUUCAAGGCCGGUACUUUUUGCAGAUUGUGGAUGCAUCAAACAUUGCCGCGGGGCACGAGCAGCGGCAAGAAGACACUUCGAACCGCAUGCUCAAGCUGUGUUUGACCGACGGGGCGUCAUUAGCUUAUGCGAUCGAGUACCUCGUCGCCUAUGUCCAACGUUGACCGAGUCAUGUAGACACAAGCCGCUUCGUCAAUUGAGCGCCAAGACGCCGCGCGGUACAAAGAUCAUCGUCGAAAACGUCGAGGUGCGGCAUGGCCUUCUCAUGCUCACGUCUGUGGUCGUGCUCGGCGCCAGCGGCAACGACGCUUUGGAGUCCAUGGGCAGCAGCACUCUAUCCACCACCAUCCCCACAUCCUCGACUACGCAUCGUCCCGAGCAGCGCAGUACCCUACCAUCGUCGGGUUUAGCAGUAGUAGUAGCAAGAGCACCUACUGCCGGCGCUCCUGUCAUUCAACCACCGUCAGUUCCAUUGCCCAUAACCCCCGCCGCCGCACCGCCGCAAGAGCCGUGGGACGACGCGUCUCUGUCAGACGAAGAACGCGCGACCGACCCCACCGUCCGCCACCUCUUCUACGGGUCCCCAUCCAGUCCUACUAGUAGUACUACUAUUAGUACUACUAGACCCCCCACCAAACGUACUCCAGUCGUCCAUAUUGGUCGUGUCGACAGCACCAUUCCAAGCGCAGUGGGGGGCGAUCCUUCCAAGCCAUUUACGUACCUCUCGCAUACUGUCGGCCAUGUGCCAUCCACUUGGCCUACUCGACGGCGGGUGAUCAAAGGCUUUGUCAAGUCAGUUGUGUCGUUUGAGUUUCAAACUGGCGAGUACCACCUCAAAGUGUACGUGGAGGACGCCACCCGAUCCAUCUUGGUGUCCGUCGAGUCCAAGUUUGUAGAGUCCCUCAUGGGCGUGUCCUGCGCAACAUUUGUCCAAGCGAUGCAGGCGGACGUCCCGCGCGGCAUGCACUGGGUCGCCACCAUGCAGCACAAGCUGUCAGUGUUGGAAGGGCUAUUCACCAUCGAAUAUGCCCACUCUACUACUAGUAGUACUACUAGUACUAUUACUCAAGCAGCAUCCCCUGCUCGUCUGCCAACGCUUGUGACUUGCCAAGACGCUACAAGUACCACGACACGGCUGCUGCUAGCUCGAUUGACCAUGGCUUCAUCUUAA
Aphanomyces astaci is the source of this 1408-nucleotide messenger RNA. RefSeq lists its product as hypothetical. Gene Ontology annotation, biological process: double-strand break repair via homologous recombination; resolution of meiotic recombination intermediates. Gene Ontology annotation, molecular function: nucleotide binding. Bases 77 to 1408 code for a protein of 443 amino acids. Gene Ontology annotation, cellular component: nuclear body; RecQ family helicase-topoisomerase III complex. The transcript is spliced from 7 exons. Lineage: Eukaryota; Oomycota; Saprolegniomycetes; Saprolegniales; Verrucalvaceae. The record is from RefSeq and is a predicted model, not a curated record.